AUGGACAUUGCGUCGGCGGCAGCGAUCGUAAAUUCGAUCAAUAAGCUCGAGAACAAGGGCAAGGAAACAGUCAAGGUCGUCGUGCGAUGUCGGCCGUUGUUUGGGAAAGAGAUCGUGGAAGGGCGGCAGUCGAUCGUGACGAUGGACUUGGCGGCGGCCGUCGUCUCGAUCAAGUGUCCUGACACCGACCAGCUCAAGAACUUUACGUUUGAUUCCGUGUACGAUGAAAACACGGUGCAGCGCCAAUUCUACGACGAAUCAGGGUACCCCUUGGUUGAGAGCAUCUUUGAGGGGUACAACGGCACGAUCUUUGCCUACGGACAGACCGGGUGCGGGAAGACCCACACGAUGCAAGGCAAGGACAGCCCUCCCGAGCUCCGCGGAGUCAUCCCGCACGCGUUCGACCACGUGUUCGACAACAUCAAUGCCGACACGGAGCGCGAAUACAUGGUCCGCGCCACGUACUUGGAGAUUUACAACGAGGAUAUUCGAGAUUUGCUCAGUGACGACUCGAACAAGCAAAAGCUCGAGCUGAAAGAAAGCGCCGACGGCGGCGUGUACGUCAAGGACUUGACUGAGGUCGUCGUCCGUGAUGUCGUCAGCAUCAACAAAGUCAUGGCCAGAGGAUUCAAGAAUCGAACGGUCGGCGCGACGUUGAUGAACGAAGGGUCGUCCCGCUCGCAUUCGAUCUUCACGAUUGUGGUCGAAGUCAGUGAGAAAAUCAAUGGCGAGGAGCGGUUUCGAGCUGGCAAGCUGAACUUAGUCGACCUUGCCGGGAGUGAGCGGCAGAGCAAGACGGGGGCCACCGGCGCGCGAUUAAAGGCACGCUGGCGACGCAAUCUUCAUCUUAUCAACUUGAGUCUAUCGGCUCUCGGAAAUGUCAUUUCUGCCCUCGUGGACGGCAAAGGCAAACACAUUCCGUAUCGAGACUCGAAGCUGACAAGGCUGCUUCAGGACUCGUUGGGUGGCAAUACCAAGACUGUGAUGGUGGCAGCCAUCAGUCCAGCAGAUUACAACUUUGAGGAAACCCUGUCGACCCUUCGGUAUGCGAACCGCGCCAAGAACAUCAAGAACAAACCGACGGUCAACGAAGACCCGAAGGACGCAAAGUUGCGCGAGUACAAGGCCGAAAUCGAGCUGCUCAAGCAAAUGCUGGCGCAGCAACAGGGCAGCAUAACGCCCCCAGACUCUGCGACAGCGCCCUUCGUUGGCCGAAGAGGUGCCUCCCCGCACACGCAACCCAUGACGCUCGACGAGGAAGCAAGUGCAAUCUUGGGUCGUGUCCCGACGCCGCCACAUGCAGCACCACACAACGACAGCGCCAUCCACCGCAGCACCACUGACCGCGAGCGCGAGCUGAAUGUGAAAUCGCAGGAAUUGCAAGAACAGAUUCAACGGGAGAAGGAGGAAAUUCAACGGCAAUUGAAGCUCGAACAAGAAUCAAUCGAAAAGGCCAAAGCAGAUGCAGCCGAGAUGAUGGAAAUGGCGCGUCGUAUGAUGGCCGACGUGCAAUUGGCGUCGGCAUCGUCAACGCCACAGUCGCAUGUGACGCGGAGGGUACCGACACCGCCACUGCAGCCCGUUGUGUCAAGUCCAAUUGUCGUGGAAUCGCAAGAGUCGCCUCCGCCUCUGGAAGCCCCACUGCAGGAAGCUUCCCCCGUCAUCCUUGCUUCGACCUCAGUCAGUCCUCCGGAGGCAUCUCCGUCGCGCACGACGGAGCUUGCCCCACCAACAUCCGAGCCAACCCAACAUGUUGCGACCCCUCCUCCGCAUGAACCGACACGAGAUGUAGAAAAGGAACUCGAAGGCCAACGGCUUCAACAAGAGCAGGUCGACGCGCGUGAACGGGAGCUCCAAUCCAUUCGGGAAAACGAGAUCGCGCGCACGCGAGAGGUGGAGGAGACGAAAGCGAAGGCUGCCGAGAUGAUGCGUAAAGCUGAGCGCAUGAUGGAGGAAGCGAUGGCGCGGGCCGCUCAGCCGCCCAAGGUGAAAAUUGUCAAAGAGGUCGUCGAAGUCGUCCGGGAGGUCGUGCCCGACGACCACGUAAAGGAAAAGGAAGCGCUAAAAGAGAUGAACCAAACCAUGCUCAUCCAUCGCGACCAAAUGGCCAAAGAACUCGAGCGCACUCACCUGGCAAUGGAACACCAUUUGCGGGAAAAGUCCGAGCUCGCCAGCAAACUCGCCAAGAUCGGGUCACAGAUCUGUGGCACAAAGCAUGACGACGACAAAGUCGAUGCCGAGGUGGCAAUUUUGAAGCAGCAGGUCGAGUUUCGACGGGCGCAGAUCAAGCUCAAGAUGAAAAAGAAAAAGGAAAUGCAGCUGGAGAUAGCGCAGCAAGCACUCCAGGCCGAGAAGCAGAGUGUCGAAGAAGAACUCAAGACGGCCCAAGAGCAAGCGCAGGUGAACAAUGCUGCGUACAAAAAGAAGCAAUCCAAGUACAAGGCAAAACUGGAAGCGGCGAAAGAAGAAGUCGCUGACUUGCACAAAGAGUUUGCGCGCGAACGCGAGAGCCUCAUGGACACGAUCCACCAGCAAACUCGCGAAGUCAAGCUCAUGGAGCAGCUCGUGGAGCUCUUUCUCCCACACAAUGAACUGAUCAAAGUGUGGGAAAAGGCAGUGUGGAAUGAUGACAAGGACGAAUGGCAACUUCCACGCAUCAAACCACGCGGCGACUUCACCAACAUGAAGCUUCCGUCGCUUGGAGGAGGCGGGUCGGCAGGCUUUGCCCCCAUCGACCGCCCUUUUAGCGGAGGCGAGACAGGUGGCGCCGAGGUCUGUGGCACCGACAUACCCAUGAGCAAUCGCUCCAACAAGUCACGAGGCAAAACGCGCGGAAAAAUCGACGCCAUCUCAAGUCGAGGGGAAGAUCAUGGCAUGGACCUGUUGAUUCCGCUGAACGACGUAAAGACCAAGUUACCAAGUGCGACCAAGAGCGCGCGGCGGGACAAGUGCGACGAUUCGAUCGAAGGCACGUCAAAAAAGGCAGCAGCGUCAUCGUCGAGGAAAAAGGAGAAGAAGAAGAAGGACAAGCUGCCUCGAGACGACGCGCUGCAAAACAACGGAGGCGGACCUCUAAACAGUCUCAGCCCUUCGCUCGAGCCUUUGAUUCACGCUGAUGAAGCAACGACACCAAGCGACCAACUCGUGUGCCCAGUCGAUAUGGACUACCAGCCGCGCGACCGACUUCAGUCACGGCAAGGGUCUCGUCAAGGCAGACGCGUGGCGGAUACAAAAUCGUCCGGGCUCGGCGACACAGAGGACCCUCCGGCGCGGCGUCGGCGCAAGUCGGCGCAUAAAACCCCCGAUGACGACAAGGACGCCGAUGGCGAGGGGAAAUCAAAGAGGAAGAAGAAGCGUGACAAGGGGGACAGGACCAAAGAUAGCGCGCCUCCCGUGUCAGCGCCGUCGGUCGAUGUCAACCUGGCCCACUCCCUGGCGGCACCAUCCCCGGAAGACCCCGACAACGACGACGUGUGGGAGGACUUUCCUUAA
Aphanomyces invadans is the source of this 3492-nucleotide messenger RNA. RefSeq lists its product as hypothetical. The record is from RefSeq and is a predicted model, not a curated record. Bases 1 to 3492 code for a protein of 1163 amino acids. Gene Ontology annotation, biological process: microtubule-based movement. The transcript has 16 exons. Gene Ontology annotation, molecular function: microtubule motor activity; microtubule binding; ATP binding. Lineage: Eukaryota; Oomycota; Saprolegniomycetes; Saprolegniales; Verrucalvaceae.